AUGUCUCGGCCAUCUCUCGUCCACCUCCCGCUGGAAAUCCUGCAAAUCGUCCUCUCGGAGCUGCCCAACUGUGACCUCAAGAGCCUCCGCGCAACAUGCAUUCAUCUCGGCCGCGUUGUUCAGCUGCGUUUCAGUCGCGUGUUUCUCUCCGCCAGUCCCCGUGACGUCAAGGUAUUCAGGGCCGUUGCGGACCACGAGCAGUUUAGAAAGAACAUUGUCGAGAUCGUGUACGAUGAUGCACGCUUCGCUCAUGAGUUGCACGGCACAGAUAGAAGCUAUAACAUUUCUAACAGCGCCGCACGUCUUCACUACGAGAGACAAGAGUAUCAAGACUUAGGCGAUCCAUCCUCAUCAGGAAUCCCGGCCUGGUACCGGCGCAUCUAUCGCUACAACUCUUUCACCAUAGACCAUUACGGGCGCGAGGAUGUCAAGCGGCUGCACCACUACGAAGUGAUCAAGCGGUACAAGACCCGGACCAAUGUCAGAGAAUCGUACCGGCUCUAUCAAAUGCUGCUCCGCGAGCAAGACCAGGUCAUUGACACAAACAGCGACGAAGAGGCACUCCAGUACGGCCUCGAGCGCUUCCCAAAUCUCAGAAGAGUCACUAUCACGCCAGCCGUCCACGGUAGUCCUGUGCGGCCUCUGUACGAGACGCCCAUGAUCCGCUCGCUGCCACGUGGCUUCAUCUAUCCGCUGCCUCAAGGCUGGCCCGUCAAUAAAGAUCACGACAACACGGCCGAAGCGAAGCCGUGGGCGGGCAACGGAGAGGUCCAUUGGCGAGGCUUCCAUCUCGUGACACGAGUCGUCGCUCGAUUUGGCCGUGAGCAUCCCGCUGCGCGCCUGUGUGAGUUUGUCGUUGACACCAAUGAACUCUUGACGGGCAUCGACUGUCGUAUCUUUGAAGAGGGCGAUAGCGUCGUGUACAAGGAUCUUGUCGACAUCCUCAGCCGGCCCGGGUUCUCUCGCAUUGACCUCGCCCUUUUCAUCAACGGCCAGGAUGCAACACGUUGGCAGACCUUUCGCAGUGGCCAUCUUCGGAGAGCUCUCCAGGCGGUGCCAGGCCUCAAGAGUGUACGUUUGGCGACGAACCUCGGCAAUGACAAAGACUUUAACCUGUGGGACAUGGGCGACAAUGACGUACACUUUAUCCCGCUGCGCGACAUCUUCCCCAUCGAUACCUGGUCCCAUCUCCGCGACUUUGGUCUCUUUCGCGUCAUCAUAAAGCAAGGAGAUCUGAUUGACCUGCUCCUCGCGCUGUCUCCCACGCUUCAAACGGUGGAGCUGAGCUUCCUGGCCUUUCUUGACCAGGGCAGCCACGAAAGCUUGUUGGAGGACAUGAGGAGCACCUUGGACUGGCGGGAACGAUCGCCUGGGAAGAGGCCCAGGGUCAUCAUUCACGCUCGGGAACAAAACCAACUGCCCAAUAUGCACAACCGCGUCAGUCGUGAGGCUGAAGACUUUCUAUACGGUGAGGGCGAGAACCCUUUUCGUGAUUGCAAUAUCGAGCUGGGCACAGGCACCACGGUAGAUGUAUUUGAUCCCUAUUUUGAACGACCCCAUGUGUCCUACACUCAGCUGACGGUGAUGGGAUACCGGGCAAAGGAUGACUGGUGGAUGAAGCACCACGAGGGCAAGCCAGAAACAUGGUAA
Ilyonectria robusta is the source of this 1650-nucleotide messenger RNA. RefSeq lists its product as uncharacterized. The transcript has a single exon. NCBI's taxonomy places the organism in Eukaryota, Fungi, Ascomycota, Sordariomycetes, Hypocreales, Nectriaceae. The coding region runs from base 1 to 1650 and encodes 549 amino acids. Gene Ontology annotation, molecular function: protein binding. The record is from RefSeq and is a predicted model, not a curated record.